AUGAAGAAACAGAAUGUCCGGACCCUCUCGCUGAUCCUCUGCAUGUUUUCCUACCUGCUGGUGGGCGCUGCGGUCUUCGACGCGCUGGAGUCCGAGUCGGAGAGCUCCCGCAGGCGCAUCCUGGAGCAGAAGCGCAACGAGAUGAAGAAGAAGUACCGCUUCUCCGAGCAGGACUACCGGGAGAUCGAGCGGGUGGUGCUGCAAGCGGAGCCUCACCGCGCCGGGAGACAGUGGAAAUUUGCGGGGUCUUUCUACUUUGCCAUAACGGUCAUUACCACCAUCGGUUAUGGACAUGCAGCACCGGGUACGGACGCAGGGAAGGUCUUCUGCAUGUUCUACGCCGUCCUGGGCAUCCCUCUCACUUUGGUCAUGUUCCAGAGCCUGGGCGAGAGGAUGAACACCUUUGUCCGCUAUCUUCUACGCAAGGCAAAGCAGUGCCUGGGCUUUCGACGUACCGAGGUGUCCAUGGAGAACAUGGUCCUGGUGGGCUUCCUGUCCUGCAUUGGCACACUGUGCGUCGGGGCCUCUGCUUUCUCCCACUUCGAGGGGUGGAGUUUCUUCCACGCUUACUACUACUGCUUCAUCACGCUCACCACCAUCGGCUUCGGGGACUUCGUGGCCCUACAGAAGAAGGAGGACCUACAAGAGAAGACGCCCUACGUGGCUUUCAGCUUCAUGUACAUCCUGGUUGGGCUGACAGUCAUAGGUGCCUUCCUCAACUUGGUGGUGCUUCGGUUUCUCACCAUGAACACAGAGGACGAGAGGCGAGACGCCCAGGAGAGGGCGUCGCUGAAGAGAGACAGGUGCGCGGUGGGUGGGCCGCUAUGCGCUGGGGGAGGAGAGCCGAGCGGAGAUGCGCACAGGGAGGUGGGCGGGAACAACACGGCGAACUGCCGUAGCCACAGCACCCUCUUCCCCCCCAUGGAGGAGGGCACCAGCCGCACCAACCUCAUCGCUUCGCCGGCAGAGGAGCGGGAGAGGAGACCCACGCCCUGCAUAUCGAGCAUGCACUUACAGCUCAAGGCAGACGGAGGCCGGCCCGACUCGAGCCUGGGCUCCCUCUGCUCCUGCGUGUGCUACCGCAUGGGGCUGUGCGAUAGUCCCCUCAUAUCACACAAGGAACACCCGGGCUGCCACAUCAACUCUGUUUACUACAGCUCCAUCUCUUACAGGAUCCAGGGAUGCUCCGCUAACUCCAGGGAAUUCACUGGCCUCUCCUCCCCCGGGAGCACGCUCUCGCCCGGCCACAGUUUCCGGGAGUUCCCCCGCGCUCGGAGGAAGUCGGUGUAG
Messenger RNA from Lampris incognitus (smalleye Pacific opah), 1290 nucleotides. It is a transcript of the gene kcnk15, whose product is annotated as potassium channel, subfamily K, member 15. Gene Ontology annotation, molecular function: potassium ion leak channel activity. Gene Ontology annotation, cellular component: membrane. NCBI's taxonomy places the organism in Eukaryota, Metazoa, Chordata, Actinopteri, Lampriformes, Lampridae. The coding region runs from base 1 to 1290 and encodes 429 amino acids. The transcript has 2 exons. Gene Ontology annotation, biological process: stabilization of membrane potential; potassium ion transmembrane transport. The record is from RefSeq and is a predicted model, not a curated record.